Diospyros lotus (date-plum) is the source of this 661-nucleotide messenger RNA. RefSeq names its product early light-induced protein 1, chloroplastic. The coding region runs from base 1 to 549 and encodes 182 amino acids. Lineage: Eukaryota; Viridiplantae; Streptophyta; Magnoliopsida; Ericales; Ebenaceae. The transcript has 2 exons. The record is from RefSeq and is a predicted model, not a curated record.
AUGGCCAUGUCAGCUACUGUGCAGUCCAUCCUGGGAAGUCCAGUCACGGGUCUGGCCAAUAGGGGGGGCUCAGGUCACCUUGUGCUCGGCGGCUACGUGCCAGGUCGGCAGAGGAAUGCUAGCCGGCAAGUGCGGUGCUCCGCUAAGGAUGGAGAGAAAGAGGAAUCGACGCCGGCCGCCACUCCGCCUCCACCGAAGGCAAGGGUUAGCACCAAGUUUUCUGACGUGUUCGCGUUCAGCGGCCCGGCGCCGGAGAGAAUCAACGGGAGGCUGGCGAUGAUAGGCUUCACGGCGGCGAUGGCGGUGGAGGCAUUGAACGGGGAGGAUCUGUUCUCCCAGAUAUCGAACGGCGGGAUAGCGUGGUUUGUGGGGACGAGCGCCGUGCUGUCGCUGGCAUCUCUGGUGCCGCUGUUGCAAGGAGUGACCGUCGAGGGGAAGAACGGCCGCUUCAUGACGGCGGACGCCGAGCUCUGGAACGGGAGGUUCGCCAUGUUGGGUCUGGUGGCCUUGGCGUUCACCGAGUAUGUCAAAGGCGGAGCCCUUGUGUAAAUCAUAUGUAUAUUUACCGGGUGAAAUAGUGGAAGAAGAAGAAGAAGAAGAAGACUAGUAAGUAGAACCAGAAGUUGCCGUUUUCAUGAGAAUCUAAUAAGUUUUCUGUAAA